CACACAGACACACUCUCUCUCUCUCUCUGUCUCUCUGUCUGGGUGCGGAAGGACAUGGAGUUAAAGUAGGUCCCCGCUCCUCGUGGACGUCGCUGAGGAUUUAUUUCUGAACUUUACGCGCAGACACGCAGCAGAAUGAGGAGCUCCGGCCGCGUGCUGGCCUGCGCGUGCGCGCUGCUGCUGCUGUGUGGGGAGGCUUCGCAGAGCAAGAUCUUCGGGGAGACGGAGCCGGUCCGGAUGACGUCCGAGGGCUCCGACUGCCGCUGCAAGUGCAUCAUGCGCCCGCUGAGCAAGGACGCCUGCCAGCGGCUGCGGAGCGGCAGCGUCCGCGUGGAGGACUUCUACACGGUGGAGACCGUCAGCUCCGGCGCCGACUGCAAGUGCUCGUGCACGGCGCCGCCCUCCUCCCUCAACCCCUGUGAGAACGAGUGGAGGAUGGAGAAGCUGAAGAAGCAGGCGCCCGAGCUCCUGAAGCUCCAGUCCAUGGUGGACCUCCUGGAGGGAACCCUCUACAGCAUAGACCUGAUGAAGGUCCACGCCUACAUCAACAAAGUGGUGUCUCAAAUGAACAACCUGGAAGAGACAAUCAAGACGAACCUCACGCGAGACAAUGAAUUUGUCCGAGAGAGCAUGACGAGCCUCACCAACCAGUUCAAGAGAUACGAGAACUACACCAACGUGAUGAUGAGCAUCAAGAAGGAGAUCUCCAGCCUCAGCCUGCAGCUGCUGCAGAAAGACUCCUCAGGGAACACGGCUCAGGACACCCAUGGUGAGAGAAGGAAAGAGACCGUCAAAGCACCCAACAAGAAGAGCCCUGCUGCCAAACUUUCACCCAAACCGCCCAAAGAAAAGGUCGUAAAGCCCAAGAAGGAGGUCAUUAAACCCGGGAAGCCGGCCAAGCCUGACCCUACAGCCAAAGCCAAGGGGGCUGGCCACCAGCCCGGCGUGGUGAGGGGCAUCACAUACUACAAGGCUGCCAAGGCCGCGGAGGACGAGCACAGAGGAGACCAUAUCAGAACGUACACAGUCCAUCACAUCACGGAAAAGCAGUCAGAGGAUGGAGGAUCUGAAAUGGUCCUGGAAACCCUGCAGGACGCCGUGGCUGAACCCACUACCACUGCUGUUCCCACAACCACCACAACUCCUCCCACCACCACCACGACUGCAGCCACCACGACUCGGACCACUACUACACCCACCACACGACAUGCACCGGCAUCCGAUAGACCGGCUCCCACCAUUGUGCUGGAACUGGACAACUCCAACAACAACAGUCGGCCCACUCUUCACAGAGCAGGGAAGAUCCUGAACUGUGACGGGACUCUGGCGUCCAUCGACCAGCCGGUGAAGCGCCACAGCUAUGGGCGCAACGAGGGAGCCUGGAUGAAGGACCCUCUGGCUAAAGACUCCAAAAUCUACGUCACCAACUAUUACUAUGGCAACAACUUGGUGGAGUUCCGCAACCUGGACAACUUCAAGCAAGGCCGAUGGAGCAACCUAUUCAAACUGCCUUACAACUGGAUAGGCACAGGCCACGUGGUUUACAACGGAGCGUUCUACUACAACAGGGCCUUCACCAAGAACAUCAUCAAGUACGAUCUGCGGAUGCGAUACGUGGCGGCCUGGACGCAGCUCCACGACGUGGUCUACGAGGACACCACCCCCUGGAAGUGGCGGGGCCACUCGGACAUCGACUUUGCGGUGGACGAAAGCGGCCUGUGGGUGAUCUACCCUUCCAUAGACUACGACUACAACCAGCAAGAGGUGAUCGUCAUCAGUAAACUGGAUCCCGCGGACCUGUCGUUGAAAAAGGAAACGACCUGGAGAACGGGACUCAAGCGGAACUCUUACGGAAACUGCUUCAUCAUCUGCGGAGUGUUGUACGCCGUCAACGUGUACAACCAAAAGGAAGGGGAGGUGAACUUUGCUUACGACACCCACACCAACACCGAAGCCAUCCCCCGCCUGCCCUUCACCAACGAGUACUCCUUCACCACCCAGAUUGACUACAACCCCAAGGAGAAGGUGUUGUACGCCUGGGACAAUGGCCACCAGCUCACUUACCGGGUACACUUUGCCGACCAGUGAGCGUAGCUAGUGCUGCCGGCCAUCGAGGCGCCUACGUAGAAAGAUGCAGCCGUAUUAGACUCAGGAGAAAGAAUGAACCUACUCAAGCCUUCCAGUACCAAUAGACGCUAUUCCAACACCUGACUGACCUCACAGUGUCCCAAACAUCACGUCUCGGUAUGUGACUGUACAAUAUAUAACUAGAACGGACAGUGACAACAAUCUCACAGGUUGAGUUCAAGCUCAUCGGGCAGGUCUUGGAAAAGCAUCGAGACUUCCUUAAAAGUUAUUUUAUGACAAGUCAGCAGGCUGGCGAACGAGCAGACGGAUAGAUAUCUAUGCAAGGAUAGUUUAAGAUAGGCAUAUACCGCUAACACAUAACUCUGUAAUGUACAUGUGGGCACCUGAGUAUUGAAAUAGACGUCAAUUACUUCCAACUACCUACUCUCAUACAAGAUUUGAUCAAGAUCAAUGAAACAGCUGAUGCUGAUCAGCUUCUACCUGAAGGCCGUGCUCUACUUCUUCAGUCAAUAGUUUUCUUUAAACUAGCAUCUAGUUGGAGAAAGAAUUGCGUAAUAAAUGUGCAUUUACCUUCAGUAUCACCUUCAGCCACGUGUCACGUGGUUUGAAGUCGUACAUUAAGAUAACCCAAUUACCUAGCUAACGUAUUAGCUAAGUAUAACAUGCAACCAUCAUCAGGAUUCCUAUUGGUCGAUACCCCGUGUUUUCCUUUUUGCCUUUUACGACACAUAUUUUCCACACAGCUUUUGUUAUUUGGCUCCGCCCCCCAACAUUUAACUCAACCAAUGAGAUUCGUUCUGCCUCCUUCUGAGACUAAACUAUGAACUUGCCUAUCUACUCCGUCCUAUCACCGAGCACUUUGACCACGAAUCUGCUUUGAUUAUAAUUCCGGCCUCAUGUGAUGCGUUUAAAUAUAGUAUAAACUUCAAAAACAAAAACCAUGUAGACAUUAUUUUGUUCAUAUUAACAUGAAUUCAUUUGACAAUACGAUAUGAUUUUUUGAUUGCCGUUCAUCUUGUUGAAUUUCUACGAUGUAUUCAAAUAUUCAGUUUUCAUCAUUGUUAAUAUCAUUAGCGUAACCACUACAUUUGUUUGUAAGUGUUUUUUUGAACAUUGUGUUAAUACAAAAGCUGCAUUGUUGCAUUAGUUACACUGUCUUCUAGAAUGAAUAGACACAGGAAACACCGUGGUUAGGUUAAGGGGUUGGCAACCUUUCCCACCUAAGAGCCAUUUGGCUUCAUUUUACACCAAAUAAAAUGUACCCGGAGCCGAAAAAGCGAAUUGAUAUCACAGCUUAUAAAGUUAUAUAUAUAUAUAUAUAUAUAUAUAUAUAUGUAGUCAUAUUAUAUAUACAAAAACUUGAAAUUAUAGAACAAGAAUAAAGACAAUUGUUGA
Messenger RNA from Pseudoliparis swirei, 3483 nucleotides. RefSeq names its product olfactomedin-like protein 2A. The record is from RefSeq and is a predicted model, not a curated record. Lineage: Eukaryota; Metazoa; Chordata; Actinopteri; Perciformes; Liparidae. The transcript is spliced from 8 exons. Bases 136 to 2088 code for a protein of 650 amino acids. Gene Ontology annotation, biological process: signal transduction.